Molecule: messenger RNA, 210 nt
Organism: Aspergillus heteromorphus CBS 117.55
Lineage: Eukaryota; Fungi; Ascomycota; Eurotiomycetes; Eurotiales; Aspergillaceae
Exons: 1
Source: RefSeq, a predicted model, not a curated record
AUAAGGUGUCCUCCUCGCAGCGGAUGUAGCAGACGGAUGCCUGGACGCAGUUCCGCCUGCACUGGCUUCCCGGUUUGGAGGGUUGAGCUCCAGUUCCAGCUCCAUUCCUGGGCAGGCCGGAGACAGCUUCCCGGGGGCGAUCAUCGAAUGGUGGCUCACAUGGGAGCGACCCAUCAUCUGUAUGAUGUCGUAUCCAGAGUAUAUUUAUAA